Messenger RNA from Microthlaspi erraticum, 1854 nucleotides. NCBI's taxonomy places the organism in Eukaryota, Viridiplantae, Streptophyta, Magnoliopsida, Brassicales, Brassicaceae. The record is from the annotation of a GenBank genome assembly.
AUGGUGUUGCACAAGAGGCUUGAUUAUGGAUUCAGUGGCUAUGAGGUUCCUCCUACACCUCGUGCUGCAAGAUCACCAAGAAAGAGUGCUUUCAAGAAGAAAAGCGAAAACAAUCAGAUAUCUUCCUUUGAUUUGUUGGCUGCAGUAGCUGGAAAGCUCCUGCUUGAAAGUGGAGGCAAUUCUUCUUCCUCAAGUAACAACGCCUCUGGCGAUAAUGAAGAUCACUCUGCAGUUAAGAAAGAAGAGCCUGAUCACACCGUGGGAGAAGAGAGUAACUGUGAUCAUCCUGAGAGGAGAUUCUUCGUCUCUGAGAUCCUUCCAAAAGCUCAUGAAACAGAGAGUUUCAACAGGUCUCCAAGUUCCCUUAAAGAUUUCCACUUUGGAUCUACUUCUGGUUUAACUUCUGAUUCCUCGGAGAAGUUUGGGACACAAGAAUUACCCUACGAGGAAACCAAGAUCGACAACAAUGGUGAUUGCUAUAGGUCAGGAGGGACUGAUCAUGAUAAGAGAAAAUCAAUGCUUGGUGGGUUAAGUUGUGAACCAAAGUUAUCAAGGAAUGAUUUAACCAAAGAGGAGCAUCAUGCACGUAAUGGAUUCAGGAAACCUAUUCCCCAAAACCCUUCGGUUUGCUCUGAUGAUGAUGAUGACGAAAACUUCUCAGCGCGUUAUGCAACGAAAUCGUUUAGGUCAACUCUGCGUAUAGGAGAUAGAAGAAUAAGGAAAGUUUUGGCUUCUAAAUACUGUAAAGUCUCUCCAAAGCCGAAAGAUACAGCGGUUACAAACUCCGACUUGGAUUUGAAGCCUGAUUACUACAGCAAGAAACAUUGUCUCAAAAGCAUAAGAUCAGAGAGGAACUAUCCAAUCAAGAAAAGAAGAUACUUUGAUGGUUAUACAGCUUCAAGAUCCGAGGAAACAGAUAAAAAUGAAGGUCUUUCUAGCUCACCUCCAAAGGCUUCAGCUUUUCUAUCAUCUAUAGCUUGUCAGAAGCAGCCAGCAGUCCAAUCAAGAGAUUCUCACGUGAAACUUGGAAUCAAGUCAUUCAGAGUUCCUGAACUUUUCAUUGAAAUUCCAGAGACUGCUACUGUCGCUUCGCUAAAGAGGACAGUCUUGGAAGCUGUGACCUCGAUACUUGGUGGUGGGUUACGCAUAGGUGUUCUUGUUAAUGGGAAAAAGGUUAGAGACGACAAUAAAAUGCUUCUUCAGACUGGAACCUCUCUAGACACUCUUUCAGAUUCUUUAGGGUUUUGUCUUGAGCCCAAUCCUCCACAAACCACAAAGCCGCUUUCUCCUGAAGAUUCUGAUUUUGUGCGUCCAUGUAAUAAUGUACCUCACACUCUAACAAGGUGUCUCCCAGCACCAGUUAAACAUGCUAAACCGAGUAACUCUGUAGAAAGUGACCUUGACUCUAAACCUUCUUCAUCAAGUAGGGCUAAACCUGUCUACUCCAGAGCCUUGGUUCCUGUCUCUCCUCUGCAUGCUCAGGCUCUAACCGUAGUCCCACCUCGAAAACCUAAGCGAUCUGAGGUGGCACAGCGUAGGAUCCGUCGACCUUUCUCUGUUGCAGAAGUAGAGGCCCUUGUUCAAGCUGUGGAGAGACUUGGAACCGGAAGGUGGCGUGAUGUAAAGUUGCGAGCUUUUGACAAUGCUAAGCACCGGACUUACGUAGAUCUGAAGGACAAAUGGAAGACGCUGGUGCACACAGCAAGAAUAUCGCCGCAACAGAGGAGAGGUGAGCCAGUACCACAGGAGCUCUUAGACCGGGUACUAACGGCUCACGCCUACUGGUCCCAGCAACAGGGGAAACAACAGUUGCUAGAGGGACACCAGAAGCUCGAGACCAGUCUUGGUCUAUAG